Molecule: messenger RNA, 879 nt
Organism: Perca fluviatilis (European perch)
Lineage: Eukaryota; Metazoa; Chordata; Actinopteri; Perciformes; Percidae
Exons: 4
Coding region: 1-879 (292 amino acids)
Source: RefSeq, a predicted model, not a curated record
AUGCCACAGGAAAUUCGUUCUGCAAUUGCAGAUGGCAAGAGACCUAAACCAGUGGAGCGACGCCAGAUGGUACGAGAACUCGCGGAUGAAAUGAGAAGGGGCUUCCUACACCAACGAUCCUCUACAGACAAGAGGGGUCCAAGUGACACAUAUGGAUGUACACGAUUUCAGCCACAGCUACCCCCAGAAGAAACUGAUGACACUGUGGAGCAGCACCGCCAGAGACUGGAGGAGAUUUACAGACAGGAGGGUGCAGGUGGAGCAGAAAGAGCAGAAGUUAAAAAUCUAAUGGAGCUCACAUUCUCUCUACAACGUCGCCAUAUAAAUACACUUCCACCACCUGACAUUGAAGAUUUGAAAACCAAAUGGCCUUUUCUUUUCACGCCAAGGUAUAUAUACGCACAUUUUGAGUUGCUCACAGACAUCAAUGUGCUUCAUAGCGUGGAACUCAGUAUGGAGGAAUGUGGAAGAGCCAUAACAGAAUACUUCAGGGGAAAACCUACCAACAAAGAUGUCAAGGAUAUCCUCUCUAAUGGUGAAGAUAAUGAGAUGGCACUUCGUGUUGUUCAGCUGCUCAUGGCACACUUUGGAGAGGACCUAACCGGGCUGAUCCUUCUUACAGAUGUGUCUGCCACUGCAGCUGACGUUGAGACAACUCUCAGUCUUCCUGCAAGUCCUCGCCUGAUACUGCCUGUUUCAGGUGCAACAGGGCAAGUCACAAUUAGAGGUUGGAUGAUCACCUUUGAGGGCCGUGUAAUCUCUGAGGGCAUCACACCAACAUUUGCAACGGGACUUGCUGCUGUGUUUGCAAUCUACUACAUAUUCAACCUUCAGUAUCAAGAUGAGGCAGCCUGCACUCUGGAAUUCAUUCAGAGGUAA